UCUGGGAUCGGGGAAGUGUGAAUGUUGUAACAACUCUGAAGUUAGAUAGCUGUCUUCAAGUUUUGUCAUAACUUCGGGUGAAGUCCUGAACUAAUAGAUGUCAUUCACAAAGUAUGUUAUUAAGUUGUACAUAUCGUGGACCCAGUGGGUUAAGAAGCUAGACAAUCGCAAACAUGCAAGAGAAUCAAUGAGGAAAACGAAUGUUUGAUAACGUAAAGGUAGCUAGUAGCUAUCUGGGACAGUUAGCUAGCUAGACAACGGGAGCUACUUCAACUGAUAAUCGAUUGAUACGCCUUUUUGAGUCCAGCUAGUCAUAUAUUGUAUGUGAUUUGACCAGCUAGUCAAACAGUAUGCCACGGAAAAAGCGAGGUCGCAGAAAAGAAACCGACGAUGAUGUCAGUACAUUUCCCAGCAAGAGACGACACACUGAAAAUCAGGGAGAAACAGUGGUCAUUUCCGACAGCGAUAACGAGGAAGAUAACAAGCCAACACCGAGGGAAGAACGUAUGCGGGGGAGAGAGAAUAGAGCACAGAACAGAGAGCUGACAGAGGAGGAGAUGUUGGACUUGGCAAUGCGGCUGAGUGAACAGGAAGCAGCACUCAGGCAGCAACAGGAAGAGGAAGCCAUGAGAAAAGCCAUUGCUGAAAGUCUCCAUGCUAAUGGUACUCAGGCUAACAAUGGCAACUCUGAGUCAUUGUCUUUGUUGACGAGCCCCACCAGUGCCUCUCAGCCUUCCCAGGGUCACAGUCCUCCCCCAGCUUCUGAAAGCCCCGUAUUCCCACUCAGACAGAAGUCCUCACGCUUAAGUCUUGGUAGAACAAAACAAGAUGGACCUGCAGAGGAGCAGUUCACUACAGCAACCGUUAUGGACACGGACAAGAACAGGAAAGCUGGCAGCUCACUGUGCCAUGUAUCUCUGUCUCAACCCAUCAGCCCAGAGUCACCUCUAGUGCCUCAGUUUUCCUCAGAAAAGGAGAUUAGGUCCCUGAGGAAAGAUCCAGACACAGACUUGGCGGAUAGUGACCCUCAACACUGCUCCUCAAAGUGUCACUCCCAGCCUGAGAUUUCACCCAUUUUCCCUAAGAGUCCAGCUCACAGGCCUGUUAUCUGCGUUGAGAAGCUGAGUCAAGACCUGUUGGUGGACUGCCACACGAUGGGCUUCGUGCUGUGUUCUCAGAAGGAUCCUGCUAUUGUGACAGCAUCGGGCGGGUCGCAGUCCUCUCCGCAGCUUAGUCCAGCACCCCCAGAAAGCCCGACGUUCCCCGGGACGAAUCCGAGAGAGGAUGAGAAACUCGCCAGGGGCAGUGGUACACAGAGCUCGCAGGAACCAAUUACAACCGUGGGAUCAGCGGGGUCUGGAGAUAAGGAGCAUUCUGCAGCAUCGCCACACAAACAGGGCUGCUAUCCUAGGAGCAAGGACUCCUCCAAUUCGGCGUCUGUUCUGAAAACACUGUCUGCCAGUGUUGGAGAACAGCAGAGCGAGGAGCAGCCCUGUCAUAGAAGCAUGGACCAGAAGAGCAAGCAAAGGACAUCUGAGGAUGUGCUGCAUGAUGCUGUCAGGGCUGCACAGCCAAACCAAGACUUCACCACUCAGAUGGCAUUGCGUUGGUCUGAUGAAGAUGAUGAUGAUGAUGAUGACGAGGAAGGCGAUGUGAAGCAGAAAAAACAGGACCCCGUUGACACAGAUCAGACCCGCAGUCCUCCAAAGUCCCAGAAUGUAGUUUGUGAAGAGAGCAGCGCCUCAGACUCAGAGUCCCUCCUCAGAUUGCGGACCAGCCCAGUCUUCCCACGGGAGGCGACCUGCUCAAAACCAGUGCCCACUGGAGCUUCCCCGAAGCCCACGCCCCCCAUGAACAGACUCAACCCGCUCGCUCCUGCGCGGGAGGGUGGAAGUGGAGUGCGGAGGAAGUUAACCUUCAGGGACAUGUACGCGGCCCAAUCUGCUGCACCCUCGAACCCGGGCAAGCCCUUCCAUAGCGAGGGGAGCAGGAUCCAAGGCAGUCCCUCCCUCCAGGGCCGCGCCUGCUCGGGCCAGCCGGCACCCUGCAAAGAGAAAUCGGGAGAGGGGGUGGUGUUGUAUUACUGGGGCGUGCCUUUCUGCCCGCACGGGCAGAACCCGGAUGACUACACCCAGGUCAUCCUGUCCCAGCUGGAGGUGUACGAGAAGAGCCUCAAGGAGGCGCGGCGCGGGCUGUUGCGAAAGGCGGAGUGGGGGGAACCCGUGCUCCCCGGGCCCCCGAAAAAGCCCUUCUCCCGGAGGGGCAGGUUCAAACGCCACCGUGCCCCCCCACUCCAGGAUGACGAGGAAGAGGAGGAGACCCAGGUGGUGGAGGAGGAGGCGGAAGACGUGGAGGAGGUGGGAGAGGACAAGAGGGCGGAUUCUCAGAAGGCCUUGGAGGAGAGUGGAGGGAGAGGAGAUGAGGUGGAGGACAGCGAUACCCCCGUGAUUCUCUCUCCACGGCCGGUGCAGCAGAGAUCUCCACUGGUCUUCAGGAAAGACGAAACUCCUGAGAAGCUCACAUUUUUGAGGAGGCGUGGCCUCAGGGAGAGAUGUCCUGUUGAGUCUGAUACACAGCCACUGGAGGAGGAAGAGGAAGAAGAGGAAGAGGGAAUGUGUCCAGAGACCCAGAUGAGUGAGAAUAACACAUGUGACCUGCACAUGGAGAGCCCUACAGGGAGUCAGCACAGGCAAGAGAGCGAGGAGAUGGAGACAGAGAUGGAGACGGAGGUGGUGGGGGACAGGAACGGCAUGGCUCUUGAGGAGGAGGAGGAGGAGGAGGUGAGGAUGGAGGUGGAGGCAGAGGCGGAGGUCCCGGAGCCCGUGGCACAGACGUGCAGCGAGACGGUGGAGUGCCCUAUCUGCAUGCGCAGCUUCCCCCUGCCGGAGAUCGAGAUGCACGCCGCCUACUGCGACGGCGCGGCCGAGGAGAGCGUUCCCGUGGAGACCCACUCUCAAGUCAUGAGUCGCAGAAAAAUCAGGAGGAGACCGGAUGCGAUCGAAGAGGAUCAGCCCAGCUCCUCAGGCUCUGGCAACAGGCCGAUGAGAGGAGAGAAGUGCUUUCUCUGCCACAGCGUGUUCCCAGUAGAGGAGUACAGCAGGCACGUAGAGGCCUGCAUCAGCCACAGGUCUACCAGGACCAGUGAGGGAGCAAAGAACUUGUUGACAGCCUUGGACCAGUCAGAGCAGAAAGACUCAGCUGGACCAUCUCAUUCAUCAUUCAAAAACACAGAACACAGCGGACCCAUCUUUCUCCUUGACACUGAUGGAUCAGUGGGGAGUGAAGAUGCGGCUUCCCCAGGCUACGCCAUCAGCACCUCCCCGAUCCGGUCCUUCACGUCCAUUUCUGAGGCCACAGACUGCCUCGUCGACUUCAAACACCAGUACUCAUCCAAGCCAACCCAAAGAGCUGGGAGAAAGAGGAAGUUCAAGAGAUAGCAUUUUUUUCCCCAAAGGCAGUCAACACCCUUUUUUCUAAACUACUGUUUUUUUAUAUAAGUUACAAUGUUUGUUGGAUACAUGUAUGUAUAAUAUGCAAUUAAAUAU
Megalops cyprinoides (Indo-Pacific tarpon) is the source of this 3545-nucleotide messenger RNA. RefSeq names its product ubiquitin interaction motif containing 1 (gene uimc1). Gene Ontology annotation, biological process: positive regulation of DNA repair; double-strand break repair. The record is from RefSeq and is a predicted model, not a curated record. The transcript is spliced from 17 exons. Gene Ontology annotation, molecular function: K63-linked polyubiquitin modification-dependent protein binding; histone binding. Lineage: Eukaryota; Metazoa; Chordata; Actinopteri; Elopiformes; Megalopidae. Gene Ontology annotation, cellular component: BRCA1-A complex. Bases 351 to 3437 code for a protein of 1028 amino acids.